Messenger RNA from Dimorphilus gyrociliatus, 1876 nucleotides. The record is from the annotation of a GenBank genome assembly. NCBI's taxonomy places the organism in Eukaryota, Metazoa, Annelida, Polychaeta, Dinophilidae.
UAUGACUGGAGGAAGAGUUUUGUCCUGCGAUAUGAGUUCUUUGUUUAUUGCGUCUGCGAUUGAAAAUAACAUCACAGUAUAUAACACUCAUAAUCAGCUCUGGGAUGUUUCUGCUAAAGCCAUUCUUUACAACACUGGAAUUUUAGGGUCAUCACUCAUAACUGCCAGUACUUUUCUUGAAAGUCAGUUGAUUACGGCUGAUUCAAAUGGGAUUCUCAAAUGUUUUGAAUUUCGAGAAAAACAGCUUUAUCAUAGGGCACAAAUUGACUUAGAAAUAUCCCUGACUGAAGAUUUUAUAAAAGAAGAUACAGGAAAUUGUUUCAAUAUCUUGUCAUUACACCAUGUGCAAACGCAAGAAAGACCAGCUACGGCACCACCUUUGUGCACUCGAACAACAAAUGAUAUCCGAAACUUACUGAACUCUAAAGAUUGGUUGAUUUGCUCGCUCCCUGGUCACUUCGUAUUCCUUGAUAUUCGAUCUAUGGAAUUUCAAAAAAUGAUCAAAUAUUCUGAUAUUGAUAAAAAUCUACCGUCUAUUAUAGAAUAUUCGACUUUUUUUGGGAAAUCGCCGUAUUCAGUUGUCACCUGCUUAAUAAAGGGACUGCUUGACUGUCAACUUUACUACAUAAGAAUAGCUAUUGACGACGAAAUAAAAUCACAGUCCCUCAAUUUUAUAGCCAAAGAUUCUCUGAUUCCGAAUUCGCCUUUACGUUUGCAACUAAAACAGACAGCUAAAAAAAAGGAUCCGUCAGAAAAGCCUUUGACAUUCAAGACGAAAGUGAAAUCUUCAGGAUAUGGCGUGUGCGAACCAAAAAGAGAGUUAUUUCACCCCAUAACUGAAAGGAAAAAAAAGUCUUCAACUUCUAAAGCCCAAUGCGAUUUCAAACCUCUCUUAAACGAAAAUUAUUCACAAAACUCUGGGUAUCCAACACAAAUGAUAAGCAAGUCUGCAGAUCUUGGUACAACCGUCUUCGUUAAUUCUUUAAAAUUUUCGAAAAAUGGAAAAAACUUAGCAGCUGCAUGUUCAGAUAACUCAGUUAGAAUUUUUAAAACGCCGUUAUCGGAAAAAUCAAAGGACUGGCUUUUCCUUCAUCAUACAUCUGCAGUGCAGAAUAUUCAUUGGAGUAAUUGCGGAAAAUAUUUAGUUUCUAAUGCUCAAGAUAAGAAAGUCUGCCUGAUAUCGCCUAAUAAUCAAACACCCAUAUUGAAGCUCAAUUUCGAUCAAGAAGUUUCCGGCUCUCAAUUUUUUUAUAUCGAUCGUUUUAUCAUGGUCUCUCUUAAAAGGACGCUGGAGCUAUUCUCCUACGUGAUAGAUCUGGAAAAAACUGAUAUUAAACGCUAUGAAGAAAAAAGUAGAGCAAAGACAGCAUUUUCUUACACUAUCAAAAAUAUUCAAAAUAUCACGAGCAUUGCUGCACCCAAUUCUUAUCAUUCGCAUCUCUGUUUAUGUUCCUGUUCUGAUAAAUCAAUUAGAGUGUUUGAUCUGAAUGAAGGAAAAGAAGCAUGUAGAUUGGAAUCUUCAAGAAUUAUCCAUGAUCUAUCGGUGAACGAAGGUAGCUCAGGCCUUACACUUUCGGCUGACUUAUUCAAUCUAUUCGUCUCAUCUGCUGUAAAUGAAGGCGUUAAAAUAUGGGAUUUAAGAAGUGGCAGAUGUAUUCGAAAAUUUGAUGCUCAUAAAUGCAGUACCCUCCCGUGUAAAGCCGAAUUGAGUCCCUGCACUAGAUAUAUUGGUUCGGGCUCUGAAGAUGGCUCAGUAUAUGUUUAUGAUGUUGCUAGUGGUGGAGUACUUUCCAAAUUGGAAAUGAAGAGAGGCGUUGUUAAUCCUGUCACUUUCAAUCUAGCAGAACCCAUGGUUAACUAUGAAAUUAUUCCUUAG